AUGCACUCGAACGGUAUUUCUCGUGGACACAACGGCGACAGUCGCCGAAGCAGUAUGGUCGAUGCAACCGGAAGAUUCUGCAGCCAACCGAUGACUGGAUCACCGGAGAUUCUCGUCGGACUCUGCUACGACGACAAGCACGAAGUUGUCUCUGUCUGCAUCGAGAAGGCAUCGUCUCUCGGAUCGGAUAACGCUCAUCCACCAGAUUCAUUCAUCAGAAUCAUCGGAAUCGACGAGUUCAACACAGAGCUUUCUCGUCAUAAGACUGACACUAUCAAGCACUCAACUCAACCAGUCUACAGUCAUCACUGCACUAUGAAAUUCUCAAAAGACAAAGUCGAAACCUCAACAGUUCGUGUUGAAGUCUGGACUGUCACCGGAAUCCUUCGUCGUAAAGUCCAGAUCGGAUCCAUUUCCAUCGGAUUCGCCUCUUCCACUCCAGACGCCAAUGAGCACUGGCACCAGAUGAUGCAGGGCGCCGGAAUCACCGUCUCCAAGUGGCACGCCAUCCAGGCUGAAUAA
Molecule: messenger RNA, 522 nt
Organism: Caenorhabditis briggsae
Lineage: Eukaryota; Metazoa; Nematoda; Chromadorea; Rhabditida; Rhabditidae
Exons: 4
Coding region: 1-522 (173 amino acids)
Source: RefSeq, a predicted model, not a curated record